CCCAACACGGAGGGAGGGGAGGGGUGAGGCUGAGCCGCCCGGAGGAGGCGGAGGGGCCAGGCGAGGCCAGGGUGGCCCGGGAGGCGGCGGCGCCGAGGAGGCUCUGACGGGCGAGCGCUCGGAGCGGCGCUGCGCUGCGCCGAGGCGGGCGGGCGGGCGGGCGGAGCGGGGCGGGCGGAGCGCGGCGCGUGGGGCUCGCCAUUAGCCGUCGCUCCGCUUCGCCAUCUCGGGCUUUGUCUGGCGACUCGCUGCCCCGGCGUCGGCUGCGGCUCGGCUCUUCGGCCCGCCGCAACCCUAGGUAUCCCUGGCCCGCGCUCUCUUACACGCUCGGUUGAGGUCGCUUUGACCCCGGGUUGCCCGGCCAGCAAGAGGAGGUGGCUGGACGGCUAGAGAAUGAACGGAGAAGCCGACUGCCCCACAGACCUGGAAAUGGCCGCCCCCAAAGGCCAAGACCGCUGGUCCCAGGAAGAUAUGCUGACUUUGCUGGAAUGCAUGAAGAACAACCUACCAUCCAAUGACAGCUCCAAGUUCAAAACCACUGAGUCACAUAUGGACUGGGAAAAAGUAGCAUUUAAAGACUUUUCUGGAGAUAUGUGCAAGCUCAAAUGGGUGGAGAUUUCUAAUGAGGUGAGGAAGUUCCGUACGUUGACAGAAUUGAUCCUUGAUGCUCAGGAACAUGUUAAAAAUCCUUACAAAGGCAAAAAACUCAAGAAACACCCGGACUUCCCAAAGAAGCCCCUAACCCCUUAUUUCCGCUUCUUCAUGGAAAAGCGGGCCAAAUACGCAAAACUGCACCCUGAGAUGAGCAACCUGGACCUGACCAAGAUUCUGUCCAAGAAAUACAAAGAGCUGCCCGAGAAGAAGAAGAUGAAAUAUAUUCAGGACUUCCAGAGAGAGAAACAGGAGUUCGAGCGAAACCUGGCCCGAUUCAGGGAGGAUCACCCUGACCUAAUCCAGAAUGCAAAGAAGUCGGACAUCCCUGAGAAGCCCAAAACCCCCCAGCAGCUGUGGUACACCCAUGAGAAGAAGGUGUAUCUCAAAGUGCGGCCAGAUGCCACUACGAAGGAGGUGAAGGACUCCCUGGGGAAGCAGUGGUCUCAGCUCUCGGACAAAAAGAGGCUGAAAUGGAUUCAUAAGGCCCUGGAGCAGCGGAAGGAGUACGAGGAGAUUAUGCGUGACUAUAUCCAGAAGCACCCUGAGCUGAACAUCAGUGAGGAGGGCAUCACCAAGUCCACCCUCACCAAGGCCGAACGCCAGCUCAAGGACAAGUUUGAUGGGCGACCCACCAAGCCACCUCCGAACAGCUACUCGCUGUACUGUGCAGAGCUAAUGGCCAACAUGAAGGAUGUGCCCAGCACAGAGCGCAUGGUGCUAUGCAGCCAGCAGUGGAAGCUGCUCUCCCAGAAGGAGAAAGAUGCUUACCACAAGAAGUGCGACCAGAAAAAAAAAGAUUACGAGGUGGAACUGCUCCGUUUCCUUGAGAGCCUGCCUGAGGAGGAGCAGCAGCGGGUCCUGGGGGAGGAGAAGAUGUUGAACAUCAGCAAGAAGCAAGCCACUGGCCCAGCCUCUAAGAAGCCCUCCCAGGAAGGGGGCAAGGGCGGCUCAGAGAAGCCCAAGCGGCCCGUGUCAGCCAUGUUCAUCUUUUCUGAAGAGAAGCGGCGGCAGCUGCAGGAGGAACGGCCUGAGCUCUCAGAAAGUGAACUGACCCGCCUUCUGGCCCGCAUGUGGAACGACUUGUCAGAGAAGAAGAAGGCCAAGUACAAGGCCCGUGAGGCAGCACUGAAGGCCCAGUCUGAGAGGAAGCCAGGUGGGGAUCGUGAGGAUCGGGGCAAGCUGCCAGAGUCACCAAAGAGGGCCGAGGAGAUUUGGCAACAGAGUGUCAUCGGCGACUACCUGGCCCGCUUCAAGAAUGACCGGGUGAAGGCCUUGAAAGCCAUGGAGAUGACCUGGAACAACAUGGAGAAGAAGGAAAAACUGAUGUGGAUCAAGAAGGCAGCUGAAGACCAAAAGCGAUAUGAGAGAGAGCUGAGUGAGAUGCGGGCACCACCAGCUGCUACAAACUCAUCCAAGAAGAUGAAGUUCCAGGGAGAACCUAAGAAGCCUCCUAUGAACGGUUACCAGAAGUUCUCCCAGGAGUUGCUGUCCAACGGGGAGCUGAACCACCUGCCUCUCAAGGAGCGUAUGGUGGAGAUUGGCAGCCGCUGGCAGCGCAUCUCCCAGAGCCAGAAGGAGCACUACAAAAAGUUGGCAGAGGAGCAGCAGAAGCAGUACAAAGUGCACCUGGACCUCUGGGUCAAGAGUCUGUCUCCCCAGGACCGUGCAGCAUAUAAAGAGUAUAUCUCCAGUAAACGUAAGAGCAUGACCAAGCUGCGAGGCCCGAACCCCAAAUCCAGUCGGACUACCCUACAGUCCAAGUCGGAGUCCGAGGAGGAGGAUGAAGAGGAGGAGGAGGACGAGGACGAGGAUGAAGAGGAGGAGGAGGAGGAGAACGGGGACUCCUCCGAGGAUGGCGGGGACUCCUCCGAGUCCAGCAGCGAGGAUGAGAGCGAGGACGGGGAUGAGAAUGAGGAGGAGGAUGAAGAUGAGGACGACGACGAGGAUGACGACGAGGACGAGGACAAUGAGUCAGAGGGCAGCAGCUCCAGCUCCUCCUCCUCCGGGGACUCCUCGGACUCGGACUCCAACUGAGGCCCGGCCCCUACCAGGGCUCCCUCCCAAACUCACCACCUUUGUUUCUCCCCCAUGUUCUCUCCCUCACCCCUGGCCUCCCCUACUUUCUUUUCUUUUCUUUUUUUUUAAACAAAAUAUGGUGGGGGGAGGGGCUGGAGGAGCCCAGGCCAGGACUCUGCAGCCUCAGAGACAUCAGCCCUGGGGGGCCCUCCAGGAGUGCGACCAUCAGACUGAGCCACCACUGGACCCGCCCGGCCCACCCGUCUUCUGCACUUGCAGUUCCAGCAUGGACAAUGGACCUGGGAGUUGGGUGGGGGUCCCAAAGCGUUGAGAGAGGCCCUCUACACCUGCAGCCCAACCCAUGAGAGGGUGAUAGCUGGGGGGGGGUAGGACCCCUCCCUUCCCAGAGGAGCUUGCUGCCUGGACCUACAUUGGAACUGGAGGCAGGGAACUUGGGAGAGGAGGAGGCGGGCGCCUAUGAGAAUGUAGGUGCUGCUCCAUAGCCCUCUCCCCUGCCCCUGCAGGAAGGAGCUGCCUGGACCCAUUCGUGGGGGAGGGGGCAGAAGUGUUUUUUAUAUAUGUGUAUAUAUUUUUUUUUUAAGCUCUGAGCUGUCAACGAGACGUUUCCUACCGA
Molecule: messenger RNA, 3304 nt
Organism: Manis pentadactyla (Chinese pangolin)
Lineage: Eukaryota; Metazoa; Chordata; Mammalia; Pholidota; Manidae
Gene: UBTF
Product: upstream binding transcription factor
Exons: 21
Coding region: 394-2688 (764 amino acids)
Source: RefSeq, a predicted model, not a curated record